Ciona intestinalis (vase tunicate) is the source of this 1910-nucleotide messenger RNA. RefSeq lists its product as uncharacterized. The record is from RefSeq and is a predicted model, not a curated record. Lineage: Eukaryota; Metazoa; Chordata; Ascidiacea; Phlebobranchia; Cionidae.
AAGCCGUGCUCAUAUUAGUUGUGCGCAGUGGUGUAUUAAACUGAGAUAAAACAGGUCUCCCGAUCGCGCUCUUGUUUAUUAGAAGAAGGGAUGUGUUUAUUACAUCAACCCAGUUUCUGAUGGCUGCUGUUGUUAGUCAGAAACUGUACAGCAAAUGCCUUAGACAGCCUCGCUGUAGUCAGACACCAACCUGUUCCCACCAUUAUAGUUGUGCUUUUACUUGCGAACUGGAAGGAAAGGCAGUUUGUUUUCAAUAGUAGCUAGUUCACACUGUCUUAUUUAUCUAUGCUGGUUUGAAACUUACAGACUAGUUGUCGUAGCUAUUAGAACGUGUACGUAUAUAAGAUAUUACGUUGGCGUAUAACCAUUAUUUUUAAUCAUUUUAGAUAGAAAACACAAAACUAGAACAAUGAUAUUCGAUAUGGAUGCUGAGUUACAACACUUAAUAAACAUUUCAAUGGACAAAAUGACAUCGGGAGCCGGUUCCAGUUUGGCCGGCCAUGGAAGUCGGAAGUCCCGCGGAAUGGACCUCAGAAAAGCCCUUCUCGUAGCGCACGUUUUACAAAAAGUGCGAUGCGCGUAUAUUGACGAUGAUUAUCAAAUCGUUGCAAAUACGAUAUCAGAUCCUACACCAGUAAAAUAUUCAAAUGAAGACGAAACACAAAGCGAUUAUGACACUGUGAAAGAAAUUGACGAAAGGUGUAAACAAGCAUCCUACUAUUUAAGCGAUGAUGAUGUUAAUUCUGUUCCUCAACCCUCACCCACUGUUCUGCAAUCAUGCAUCACCAACUCUGACGUCAUGGUAUCCCGGAUCGCGCAGGUUACUCGCCCGAUGUCCGUUUCCAUUAAUACGAGUCACGUGGUAUCGUACCAAAGCUUAGAUGUCAUCGGCACAGAAGGCGAAAGCGAUGACGUAAUAUGCGAGGAGUUAGACGUUUCUUCUUGUUGUGAAGUUUCAAGUUACGAGGAAGAAACUCAACCGCGUGAAUCUGAAAUAGAUAUGUCACACACUGCAUUGAAUGUUGGCUGCAAAACACACGAGGUCCAAGAGACCACUCCUGCUGUGACGUCUUCCAAACCGUCAUGCCCUUUGCCAAGAAAGAAGCGACCUUUACCGAAAGAAUUUUUAGACACGGCGCCGUCGCCUUUUGUGACAAAAUCGCCGAGAACAAACUGUUAUGACGUCACAACUACAACGACUUCAUUCACGCCGACCACGAGCGCCACCGUGGGGUUGGAAAGUCGCACGUCUGUCUCGGUAACAACUGUCUCGUCCACGAUCGGUGCAUCAAACUCUUUAUGUACGUCUGUGACGUCACAAAACCCACUGUUAACGUCGACCGUGUCACAAAGACCCAAAGUUGUGGUGCAAAUGACGCAAGCGUGUGGGACGUAUCUCCCGAUCACCAGCACAAGACUUUACUUCAAUACGAAGUUAGCGGAAGUCUCUUUACAACAGAGCGCGAUGGUUUAGUCGUGUCCAACCAGUGUGACUUUAAAAAGUAAAAUUCCUUCUAGUUUCAAGAAAAAUUGGAAUCGAGUCUGGCGUUUUUGUUCACAAUGAGAAACAUGGAAGCUUUCGCGUUGGCUAUUUGUCAUUGUGAAGCAACAGCGCCGAUUCUAUUGUCAUAAAAUAAAAAAAUGGCAAAAUUGGAAUUUUCUUUUUCUGUUCCACCGAGUUGCUGUUUUGAAAGUUCAUUUUGUUUUGCACAAUCAUUACCUUUGUUGUUGACGUUGAUUUAUGUUUUGCGUGAAUAUAUUUGGGAUAUUUAUAGGAAGUGCAAUUUAACAGUUCUAUAUUUUUCUAGAUUUUUGUUUUUUUUUAGUAACCCACGUUUGAUUUGGCGUACGCUUUUCUAUUGUUCGUGUUCAAUUGUUCUUAUGAUGCAAACAUGCUCACUUGCACGUAA